Messenger RNA from Coffea eugenioides, 687 nucleotides. RefSeq lists its product as uncharacterized. Lineage: Eukaryota; Viridiplantae; Streptophyta; Magnoliopsida; Gentianales; Rubiaceae. The record is from RefSeq and is a predicted model, not a curated record. The transcript has 2 exons. Bases 1 to 687 code for a protein of 228 amino acids.
AUGCAUGUUAAAAGUAAACUUCAGGACUGGAGCAGGCAGUCGUUUGGAGAUAUCUUCCAAGCAGUGAAAGAUACUGAAGAGAAUUUACGGCAACGACAGGAAGAGUUUGACGCGGCCCGUGAUGACUUAUCCAGGAUGAAGCUCGAGGAGGCUCGGGCAAAAUAUGCACAUGCACUAGGCGUCGAAUGUGAUUAUUGUAAGCAAAAAUCGGCAAUUAAAUGGAUUCAGGAAAGAGAUGUCAAUACCAAAUUCUUCCACUCGUUCGUUAAGCGGCGGCGGAGUGUCAAUUUUAUAUUGAGGAUUAAGGAUGAUGCGGGUCAUUGGCUUGAAGAUGAGGAGGAGGUCAAAGCGUCAGUAGAGCAGUUCUUUGCAAAGUUGUUUAUGGCAGAACGGGAGGGCCGGGCUGCUCCAUGCUUUGACUUCUCGCUCCCCUCAUUGACUAAUGAGGACAAUAUGAAGCUCCAACAGCUGCCAUCCCUACAGGAAUUGAAAGAGGUGGUUUUCUCGAUGUCUAAAGAUAGUUCUCCAGGACCAGACUGCUUUGGGGCGGGCCUUGUCCCAGGCAGGAGUAUUACUGACAACAUUCUCGUAGCACAGGAACUGGCAAUGGAUAUUGAUAGGAAGUUGCAAUGCCCGAACUUGAUGUUGAAGUUGGACAUGGAGAAGGUGUAUGACAGAGUAGAAUGA